Molecule: messenger RNA, 714 nt
Organism: Rana temporaria (common frog)
Lineage: Eukaryota; Metazoa; Chordata; Amphibia; Anura; Ranidae
Product: cold-inducible RNA-binding protein B-like
Exons: 1
Coding region: 56-559 (167 amino acids)
Biological process (GO): positive regulation of mRNA splicing, via spliceosome
Cellular component (GO): spliceosomal complex
Molecular function (GO): RNA binding
Source: RefSeq, a predicted model, not a curated record
UCUACAUAGCUGUUUUCUUUGUGAUCGUUAAGCUGCACUUGAAUAAGAUCUCAUCAUGUCUGACGAUGGAAAGCUUUUUGUUGGAGGUUUGAGCUUUGAUACCAAUGAGCAGAGUCUGGAAGAUGUAUUCUGUAAAUACGGCAACAUUGCUGAAGUGGUUGUGGUGAAGGAUCGGGAGACCAAGAGAUCGCGUGGCUUUGGUUUUGUCACAUUCGAAAAUGCUGAUGAUGCGAAAGAUGCCAUGCAAGCGAUGAAUGGGAAGUCUGUGGAUGGUCGUCAGAUUCGGGUUGAUCAGGCUGGAAAGUCCUCUGGUGACAGGAGAGGAGGCUACAGAGGUGGCUCAUCUGGAGGAGGAAGAGGGUUCUUCCGUGGAAGUAGAGGCCGUGGUGGUGGUGGAGGAUAUGGAAGCAGCGGUGGCCGGUUUGAUCGAAGUGGAGGAAGCAGCAGCUAUGGCGGUGGAUCCCGGGAUUAUUAUGGUAGCAGUGGGAGAAGUCAAGGAGGUUAUGGUGAUCGCUCAGGAGGAAGCUCCUACAGAGACAGUUAUGACAGCUACAGGUGAGAAUGAGGACUAAACUUUCUGGUGUUUGGAUCCCUGUUGCCUGCCGAUCAUCUGCAUCUCGCACCAAAAAUCUCUGUAUUUAGAGUAGGUGAUGAAGAGGAAAUUUGCAGAUUUGAUGUAAAGGAUUUAAUAUAAAAUAAAUGUUUCUUAUUAAA